Capsella rubella is the source of this 1512-nucleotide messenger RNA. RefSeq lists its product as uncharacterized. The record is from RefSeq and is a predicted model, not a curated record. The transcript has 2 exons. NCBI's taxonomy places the organism in Eukaryota, Viridiplantae, Streptophyta, Magnoliopsida, Brassicales, Brassicaceae. The coding region runs from base 37 to 1194 and encodes 385 amino acids.
UCGAGACUGCAUUUUCCGAGCAGUCAGACAAAGACGAUGGGGUCGUCACAGUCUACGCAGAUACUCAAUGAAGAAGCAGAGAGCGAAGGUGAAGAAGAAGAAGAGGAAGAUGUUAAUGGCGUAUUGAACAACAGAAGAACCGAGCUGGAUAAUCUCCUGGUCAAGAAGGUUCUCGAGCAAGAGCCUGAGAUGCUUCCUUGUCACGCCUCUGCUUCUCCACUCUCUCCUCAGCUCUCUUCUCUUGGAACGCCUCGAAUCGGACCUUCCAUCAAAGUCUGGGACCCUUACAACGUCCUCGCCCCACCUCUCUUCUCUCACGAUCGCUCCGCCGUAACCCAAGUCUAUUUCAUCAGCCACGGAGAGUGUGAUCUCAAUCUCAGGCCUGAUCUUAUUGGAGGUAGGUGCCACGUCGCCACUCUCACCCCUAACGGAAAACGUCAGGCGAGAGCUCUCGCCGUCUUCUUAAACUCCGAAGGUGUUCGAUUCACCUCCGUCUUCUCCUCUCCCCUGGAUCGAGCUAGAUCCAUGGCUGUUUCCGUUUGCCAGGAAAUGAAUUUUCCGGAGGAGCAUGUACAGUCUUCAGAUGCCAUUGCCGAGAUGAGUUUUGGAGACUGGGAAGGAAUCCAUAGAUCAGAGAUCUACACACCUGAAACUCUAAGCUUAAUAGAAAGAUGUCAACCUGAUUUCUCAGCUCCAUCCGGUGAAUCACUCAGACAAGUAGAGUUUCGAAUGGUUCGUUUUCUGAAUGGGUUAGUGUCAGGACUUUCAGAGAAGCUCAGGUCUGAACAUCUUUCAUCUACAACACAUCACAACCAUUCCCGAGGUUUCUCUUUAGCCACCUCUAUUCAUCGUCCAAGCCUUACAAGGAAGAAAUCUGGUAAGAGCAGGUUUCAGGUGAUGAAUACAACCGGUGAUCACGAGUCAAAUGAAGAGAUUUUUAAUCAUCACAAUGAUGAACAACACCUAGGCCAUAUAAACAUCAAGAGUCCCUCUUCUCAACACUCACCCUGCAUUGGAGUUUUCUCACACUCUUUACCUAUAAAGUGUCUUUUAACUGGUAUACUCGGAUGCAGCCCGGUAAUGACACAUAAGAUCUGUGUGGAGGAUUCCUCUGUGACCGUGUUACAACAUUCGUGGAAAACCGGUUGGCAGGUAAAGCGGUUAAAUGACACCGCUCAUCUUAGACUUUUGUAGCAUCAUCAUCAUCAAAAUUCUUUUACUCUCUAAAAGCUCGAACAAACAGCGAGCUGGUAAAUUAUUCGAAGACCUUCACAAGCUAUUUGAGUCUGCAGAAGAAGAUCAUCAACAAGCUUGCAGAUUACAAGCUACCACCUCGAGCCUCUUGUAUGUUUGUUUUGAAAAAGCAAAGCUAAAGAUUCAUUAAUUUUGAUGUUUGGCUUACUUGUUCUGUCUGAUUCUUUCUAUUUGCAAGCUUAAAGGAAUCUUAUGUAAUUCUUAUACUUACAAUCACAUUAAAAAAAAAAAGAAUCUUAAAGUUCUGGAUCAUCAGUA